Chinchilla lanigera (long-tailed chinchilla) is the source of this 2148-nucleotide messenger RNA. RefSeq names its product transmembrane protease serine 11F. Gene Ontology annotation, biological process: proteolysis. Bases 212 to 1528 code for a protein of 438 amino acids. Lineage: Eukaryota; Metazoa; Chordata; Mammalia; Rodentia; Chinchillidae. The record is from RefSeq and is a predicted model, not a curated record. Gene Ontology annotation, cellular component: plasma membrane; extracellular region. Gene Ontology annotation, molecular function: serine-type endopeptidase activity. The transcript has 11 exons.
GGUGGAGGGCGACUCUGCAUGUCCUUCACCUGGUUAGAAUCUCAUAGAGAAGAUUCCAGAGUUUUUAUUCCAACACGAUUUCCAACAGCUGCCAAAAAAAGAAGCAGGUGUUGCCUAAUGACAGAACCACUUCAAGAUUACAAGCUACAUGCCUUGCCCCAGCUGAUACAGAUCAGGUGGUGACAAUAGAAGCAGCCCCAGUCCUUGGUCCAUGAUGUAUGCACCUGUUGAAUUUUCAGAAGCUGAAUAUCCACGAGUCACAUAUCAAAAGAGACAGCAAUUUUGGGACCCUAUAAGGCUCGCUCUUUUUACUUUGGCAAUUGUAGCAAUCAUAGGAAUUGCAAUUGGUAUUGUUACUCAUUUUGUUGUUGAGGAUGAUAGAUCAUUCUAUUACCUUGCCUCUUUUAAAGUCACAAACAUCAAGUACAGAGAAAAUUAUGGAAUGAAAUCCUCAAGAGAGUUUACAGAAAGAAGUCAUCAGAUUGAAAGAAUGAUGUCUAGGAUAUUUCGACGUUCUUCUGGAGGAGGUCGAUUCAUCAAAUCUCAUGUUAUCAGCUUAAGUCCAAGUGAACAAGGCGUGAACAUUCUUAUGGUGCUCAUGUUUCGGUAUCCAUCCACUGAUAGUGUGGAACGAAUCAAGAAGAAAGUUGAAAGGACUCUAUACCAAAGUUUGAAGACCAAGCAGCUGCCUUUCAGUAUAAGUAAGCCAUCACUUAGACUCACACCUAUUGACAACAGAAAGAUGAGGAGUCUUCUCAACAGUCGCUGUGGGAUAAGGAUGACGCCCUCAAACAUGCCGUUACCAGCGUCCUCCUCUACUGCGAGAAUUGUGCAGGGCCGGGAAACGGCCAUGGACGGGGAGUGGCCGUGGCAGGCCAGCCUGCAGCUCAUCGGCUCGGGGCACCAGUGCGGGGCCAGCCUCAUCAGCCACACGUGGCUGCUCACGGCAGCUCACUGCUUCCGGAAGACUAAAGACCCAAGUAAAUGGAUUGCUACUUUUGGUACAACUAUAACACCACCUGCAGUAAAACGAAAUGUGGGGAAAAUUAUAGUUCAUGAAAAUUACCAUAGAGAGACAAAUGAUAAUGACAUUGCUUUGGCUCAGCUGACAACCCAAGUUGAAUUUUCAAAUAUAGUUCAGAGAGUUUGCCUUCCAGAUUCAUCUUUGAAGUUGCCACCUAAAACAAGUGUAUUUGUCACAGGAUUUGGGUCCAUUGUAGAUGAUGGACCUACACAAAAUAAACUUCGUCAAGCUAGGGUAGAGACCAUAGGUACAUCCGUGUGCAACAGAACGGAUGUAUAUGAUGGUCUGAUAACUCCAGGAAUGUUGUGUGCUGGCUUCAUGGAAGGAAAAGUAGAUGCAUGUAAGGGAGAUUCUGGUGGACCUCUGGUUUAUGACAACCACGACAUCUGGUAUAUUGUUGGUAUAGUGAGUUGGGGACAGUCAUGUGCUCUUCCUAAAAAGCCUGGGGUCUACACAAGAGUGACUAAGUAUCGACACUGGAUUGCUUCAAAAAUUGGUAUCUAGCACGGGUGGUUCAUGAUUUACAUCCAAAAUUCCUCAUCUUGUAUAUUAUUUAGAUUCCUAUGUUUGGAAUUGGUGCUUUUGCUAGAUGUCAAAAAACUCUUCAGGACUGGACCAGUACCACACAAGGCAGCCUUUGUGUACAUAUUGCAAACUCUCCCUCUGAGACGAUGAAGAAGACACAGCAAGUGACAGUAGCACUGAUUCCUGACUAGAAAGGAGAACUAUGGCGCUCGUUAAUAAAUGAAUGCCUGGAGAUACUUUCCCUCUAUGGAAGAUGGGGAGUAUCAUUUUUCACAGGGUCCGAGGAGGUGCCAAGGAGCUGCCAGGCCAUCACAGUCUUACCUCAUGCAAUACCUGGAGCACAUGGGAUUUUUCUGGUAAAAAUUAAACAGCAAUCUCUUCUGAAAAUUUGGAGCUUCAACACUCUAGAACUGAAGACUGAACAUUUAAUGGAUAGAAUGGAGGAGCUUAUAAUCUUUGAUGUAACUUGAACUCUCACCUGAGUUUAUAUCCCACAGUGCAGAACAUUAUCAUUAACCACAGGAAUUGUCAUUAAAACUUGCCAUUAAACUGUUAUGUACUCAUGCACUAACUUCAGGAAGUACAUUGUGUCACAAGAA